Molecule: messenger RNA, 3873 nt
Organism: Camellia sinensis
Lineage: Eukaryota; Viridiplantae; Streptophyta; Magnoliopsida; Ericales; Theaceae
Product: Leucine-rich repeat receptor-like protein kinase family protein
Biological process (GO): protein phosphorylation
Molecular function (GO): protein binding; protein kinase activity; ATP binding
Source: RefSeq, a predicted model, not a curated record
UGGGGAGGUGGUGCAGCUUGCUGAUCUCUAGGUAUUCCUUCCCCUCCAUUUCUUUAUCAUAUUAUUUUACAAGUCUUUGUUUGUAUGCUUUCCUUCCAGUGCAGUGUAUUGUUUACUAGAAAAACCAAGUAAAAUUUGAGUUCAAACCAAACAAUCAAUCCACAAAAACAAACUCACAGAGAGAGAGAGAGAGAGAGAGAGAGAAACAAGCAGCAAAACCCAAAUGAUGCAAACCCGAGACGAAAGGUUUGGAAAUUGAGGCAAAUGUCGAUGCCCAGCUCGAGGCACCUCUCCUACAAACCCAACCACCUCUCUCCAUCAUCACCACCACCACCAUCUCCACCACCACCACUUCUCUUCCUCUCUUUCACUCUCCUCUCAAUCUCAACCCUUUUCACCACCACCACCUCCACCGCCGCAGCCAACCACGAGGCUUCAACACUCUACUCAUGGCUCCACAGCUCUCCAUCCCCACCUUCCUCCUCUUCUGUCUCCUCUUUCUCUGACUGGAACAACCUUGACACCAAUCCAUGCAAAUGGGCCUUCAUAACAUGCACUCCCCAAAACUUAGUCUCCGAAAUCAACAUUCAAUCAAUCCCUCUCCAACUUCCUCUCCCAUCAAACCUUUCUUCAUUCCCAUCUCUCCAAAAACUCAUCAUCUCCGGCGCCAAUCUCACCGGCACCAUCUCCGGCGACCUCGGCGACUGCCGUGGCCUCACCGUCAUCGAUCUCAGCUCAAACAGCCUCAUCGGAACAAUCCCACAAAGUCUCAGCAAUCUCCAAAACCUCCAAGACUUGAUAUUGAAUUCAAAUCAACUCACCGGAAAAAUCCCACCGGAGCUUAGCCAAUGCACAAGCCUCAAAAACCUUCUUCUCUUCGAUAACCGUCUCAGCGGCCCGAUUCCCGCUGAAUUGGGCCUCUUAACGGGCCUCGAAGUCCUCCGUGCCGGCGGCAAUAAAGAUAUCGCCGGCAAAAUCCCUGACGAGCUCGGAAACUGCCGGAACUUGACCCUUUUAGGCCUCGCCGAUACACGGGUUUCCGGGCCCGUACCGGGCUCACUGGGUAGACUCCAGAAGCUCCAGACACUGUCUAUCUACACGGCAAUGCUCUCCGGCGAAAUACCGCCGGAGAUAGGUAACUGCUCUGAGCUUGUGAACUUGUAUUUAUAUGAAAAUGCGCUUUCGGGUUCGAUUCCAUUUGAGCUCGGAAAGCUUAAAAAGCUCGAAAAAUUGCUUCUAUGGCAGAACAAUUUUGUCGGGGUGAUUCCUCAAGAGAUUGGGAAUUGUAGUAGCUUGACAAUGAUUGAUCUUUCAUUGAAUUCUUUAUCUGGGUCUAUACCAUGGACUUUUGGUCGUUUAACUCAACUCGAAGAACUCAUGUUAAGCAACAACAAUGUGUCGGGUUCGAUACCUUCAGUUCUUUCGAACGCUACCAACUUAAUUCAGUUACAGCUCGAUACGAAUCAAAUCUCGGGGUUGAUUCCUCCAGAGCUUGGUACAUUGUCAAAACUUCUUGUGUUCUUUGCUUGGCAAAACCAGCUUGAAGGAAGCAUUCCUUCAAGUUUGGCUAGUUGUAGUAACCUCGAAGCACUUGAUUUAUCACACAACUCACUCACUGGUAGCUUACCACCAGGUCUAUUUCAGCUCAAAAACCUCACUAAACUUCUCUUGAUUUCUAAUGAUAUUUCGGGUUCAAUACCGCCUGAAAUCGGUAAUUGUAGCUCUCUGGUGAGGCUGAGGCUUGGAAACAACAGGAUUGCGAAUGAAAUUCCGAAAGAAAUUGGGGGUUUAAGCAGCUUGAAUUUUCUAGAUUUGUCCGGAAAUCGCCUUUCUGGGUCAGUCCCUGAUGAGAUUGGGAGCUGCACAGAGCUUCAAAUGGUUGAUAUCAGUAACAAUACUCUGGAGGGUCCCCUGCCUAAUUCACUCUCAUCUCUGUCUGGCCUACAAGUUCUAGAUGUUUCUACUAAUCGGUUUGUGGGUCCGAUUCCAGCGAGUUUAGGCCGGCUUGUUUCGUUGAACAAGCUCAUUCUGGCUAAGAACUCAUUCACCGGUUCAAUACCGCCAUCGAUUGGACUCUGUUCUAGCCUCCAAUUGCUUGAUCUGAGCAGCAAUGGACUCAAUGGUGAUAUCCCAGUUGAGUUGUGUAAGAUUGAGGCUCUAGAAAUUGCUUUGAAUCUCAGUUGCAAUGAAUUUACUGGUCCAAUACCAGCUCAAAUCUCUGCACUCAACAAGCUUUCUAUAUUAGACAUUUCACACAACAAGCUUCUGGGGGAUUUGAGUCCUCUGUCCCGGCUCGACAAUCUGGUCGCUCUCAAUAUCUCUUACAACAAUUUCACCGGUUAUUUGCCCGACAACAAGCUGUUUCGACAAUUAUCAACAAGUGAUUUAGCCGGGAACCAAGGUCUAUGCUCAUUUGGCCGCGACUCAUGCUUUUUAACCAAUGUUGCAGGGUCGGGAAUAGAGAAAAACGAGAGCGAUAUUAAGCGGUCUAGGAGGCUUAAACUUGCGCUUGCUUUGCUAAUCACUGUGACAAUUGCAAUGGUGAUUAUGGGGACAAUUGCUGUGAUUCGUGCACAAAGGACUAUUAGAGGUGACGAUGAGUCUGAGAUGGGAGAGUCGUGGCCUUGGCAAUUCACUCCAUUCCAAAAGCUAAAUUUCUCCAUUGAGCAAGUUUUGAGAUGUCUAAUCGAUUCAAAUGUGAUCGGAAAAGGGUGUUCUGGGGUUGUUUAUCGUGCUGACAUGAAUAACGGGGAAGUUAUUGCUGUUAAAAAGCUUUGGCCAACGACAACGGCGGCUGCAUCCAAUGGUUGUACCGAGGACAAGUGCGGGGUCCGUGAUUCCUUCUCCGCGGAGGUGAAAACGCUUGGCUCAAUCCGUCAUAAGAAUAUUGUUCGGUUCUUGGGUUGUUGUUGGAAUCGGAACACGAGGUUACUAAUGUACGAUUAUAUGCCAAAUGGGAGCUUAGGAAGUUUGCUACAUGAGCGAAAUGGAAACCCUUUGGAGUGGGAAUUGAGGUACCAAAUUCUGUUAGGGGCAGCUGAAGGACUUGCUUAUUUGCACCAUGAUUGUGUCCCUCCAAUUGUUCAUAGGGACAUUAAGGCCAAUAACAUCCUCAUCGGCCUUGAAUUCGAGCCUUAUAUUGCAGAUUUCGGACUAGCCAAGCUGGUCGAUGAUGGUGAUUUUGCUCGAUCAUCUAAUACAGUUGCAGGUUCUUAUGGGUACAUUGCACCCGAAUAUGGUUACAUGAUGAAGAUCACAGAGAAGAGCGAUGUUUAUAGCUACGGUGUAGUUGCAUUGGAAGUAUUGACAGGGAAGCAACCAAUCGAUCCAACGAUACCCGAAGGCCUCCAUGUAGUAGAUUGGGUGAGACAGAAGAGGGGAAAAGGAGUUGAAGUCCUUGCUCCAAGCCUACUAUCGCGGCCUGAAUCGGAAAUUGAGGAAAUGAUGCAAGCCCUAGGAAUAGCCUUGUUAUGUGUCAACUCGUCCCCUGACGAAAGGCCUACAAUGAAAGAUGUCGCGGCAAUGCUCAAAGAAAUCAAGCAUGAAAGGGAAGAGUAUGCAAAGGUUGAUGUCCUUCUCAAGGGCUCUCCGGCCACGGCCACGGCCAUGGCCACCGCCACGGAUGCUCGGGAAAACAAGAACUCCGGUGGAGUUCCGGCGCCUUCAUCAUCAUCCACGAAGACAAUGCAAAGUUUGUACCCAAAGAGCAAUAACACAAGCUUCUCUGCAUCCUCAUUGCUUUACUCAUCUUCAUCUAAUGCCAAGAUGGGUGGUUUCUAGUGACAUACAUAUUUUACAUUAGAAAUUGCUUCUAAGGAUUUGAAGAGGUUUGUGAUUUGUAUUAGUUUUUAUUUAUUGAUCAGCUUUUUCAUA